Messenger RNA from Leptinotarsa decemlineata (Colorado potato beetle), 1213 nucleotides. RefSeq lists its product as uncharacterized. Gene Ontology annotation, cellular component: preribosome, small subunit precursor; 90S preribosome; nucleolus. NCBI's taxonomy places the organism in Eukaryota, Metazoa, Arthropoda, Insecta, Coleoptera, Chrysomelidae. Gene Ontology annotation, biological process: maturation of SSU-rRNA from tricistronic rRNA transcript (SSU-rRNA, 5.8S rRNA, LSU-rRNA). The record is from RefSeq and is a predicted model, not a curated record.
UUAUGUUCUUGAAAAAAGUGAUUUAUUUCCAAAUUCCAGAUUAAGAAAACGCAGGAGUCAAAGGUGACUAGGUAUAUUAGUCUUCCACAUUUACGUUCAGUAUUAAAGUUCAGAAAGGUGAUUUUCUUGUAGCAUACUAAUUUAAAAUGGGAAAGGUUAGAAAGUUGAAGCUGAACCUAUCAAAAAAUUAUGCGACACCAUCAGCAACCUCAACAGAAUCCAAACCUAACAAAAUUCCAACAGAAUCGAAAUUAUCCAACAAAACCCCAAAAGCAGACCCCGAAGAAGAUCCAUUUUUAGCUUUGAAACUGAAUUUGGAUGAUCUCAUCCAAACAGAUGAAAAAUCUCAAUCAGAAGAUACAAAAGGUACCAUGACCUUUAAAUCACUCAAAUCAAAAAUAUCGGGCAAUAGAGUGAUGAAGAGAAAGGAGAAGCUCAAUUUGAAACGUAAACUGUUGAUGAAAAAGAUCGAUUUGAUAGACCAAAUGAAGAAAGAACUGAAAGUUAGAAAUAAAAGGAAACAGACUGCAAUCAUGGGAGACACAAACCCCUUGCGUGAUGCACUUCCUUCCCUCGAGUCUUUGCUCAAGACCAGGCCAAACAUCAAAAACACCCCUGCAGCAAAAACGAAAAAAGCCAAAUCAACUGAAAAAGCAAAGGACAGAAAAAAGAAAAUUUUAGAGGACAUCAACUUUUUCAAGAGGGCCUUGAGAGAUAAGACUUUCAAAAGUGAUCCCUUCAAUACAAUAUCAAACCACAUCAAAGCAGUUGUGGAAAUGGAAAGACAGACACUACAGAAGUGACUUUUGGUUUCAACAUUUAUUUUGAGUAUCAGGAAAAAUGGGUAACUCCAGAUUUAUAUUAUCUAUCAGUCAAAAAACACUUUUUAGUCGGAAGACUUUUUCCUUAUUGACAAAGCAUUGAACAAUCCAGAUGAACUGAAAAUAAAAUAGAAAAAUCUAAUAUAGAUAUUAGGAAAAUUCUAAUAACUAUAUUUGAUAGUUGAUGUAUUGUUUUUCUGUUCAUUCUUCUAGUGUUUUUGAUGAGUUUUGUAAAUUCAUGUAUAUAAUUUACUCUAGGAACAUAUAUGAAUAGUACCAAUGUACAUUUGACUAGUUAUGCUAUGAUAUGAAAUGUUAUUUAUAUAUUGACAGGAACAUUUUUGUUCUUUGAGUUUGUUAAAAAUAAAGAAUUGUCUGUAUUGUAAUUACAA